This is a messenger RNA of Megalobrama amblycephala (Wuchang bream), 4002 nucleotides long. RefSeq names its product protein SSUH2 homolog. Lineage: Eukaryota; Metazoa; Chordata; Actinopteri; Cypriniformes; Xenocyprididae. Bases 736 to 1773 code for a protein of 345 amino acids. The transcript has 11 exons. The record is from RefSeq and is a predicted model, not a curated record.
UAUUAAACCCUACAGAUUAAGAAUGGGAUGUCAUUAAAGUUCAUGUGCACAUAAAGGCAGGUGUCCCAAAACUUUUGGCAAUAUAGUGUAUCUCUCAAACAAGAAAGAGACAGGCUCAAACUGGUUAAAAACAGCAGAGCACAUAGGGGUGAUAGAUGCAUCAGAUGUGGUAGGUAAGAUGUGUGAUCUAACAGUAGCAAUGUUGUCAACAAAGAAAUGUAAAAAGUUUUCACACUUCAACUAUCACUCACUUGCUGGCCUCCUCUCUUGAAAAGUCAACAGGAAAUCAGUCACACCCCCGAGACGCUUACAAACCCCUUUUGUUAGCUGUUUGAGAUAAGGAACAAAAGCAUUCAAAGCAUAUGAUUGUUUAAUAAGCAAAAUCAAUUUCAUAUUCAUCUUCUGCUGAUGGCAAAGGAGACAGAUCAUCUCUCUGGCUUUAGGGUCGAUCCUCUGUUGUCCAAGCGCCUUCUGUCUUCCAAUCCUCUUUAUGUCAUGCAAUGUCAAUUCUAAGUUAUUUUUGUUUGUUUUGGGAUUUGUCAGUAGUGUUCACUUUAUGUGGUUUAUCAGGAUAUUUAUCAGGAUAUAGGCUACAACAGAUUUAAUGAGAGAACUUUCAAAUCAUUAAAAUUCAACUUUACCAAUGUUUGAUUUUGAUUAUUUGAAAUCCAGUUGAAAUAUAUAAUUCAUGAUGUUAAACAAGUUGUCUUAUUUUGUAAUAUAUUUCUUGCAAGCAUGUUUGACAGCAUCCCGGGAUAUGAGGGAAUUGUGGUCGACGGAGGUGGUGCAUAUCUUCCACCUCCAAUGUCCUCUGUGCCGAUGCCUGUGCCUGAACAAGCCUCCAGCCAUCCAGAAUGGCACAACAACAUUCCUUCCAUCUCAGAGGGAAGAGCGUGUGCAGCUUUUGCAGAUUACGUCUCCAGCAAGUGCUGCUAUAGUUCUGCCCCUGUCAGAGAUGGCGUUAUAACCAACAUGGAGUCCUUUAAGACCUACAGGUAUCGUUUGGAGACAUUCACAGAGUACAGAUCUACUGAAUGUUGUCAGGAGCCUUACACAGGGCAGCACAUCGAUGCCGGGAUUCAGCGUGCUCCUGGACCGUGGGAGAUUGCAGCUCAACCUCCGUCCUACUUUACUGAGCACAAGGAGACCAUUAGAGUGCCUUACACUUCCUCAGUCAAGAAAUGUAACCCGUGCAGUGGAUUGGGAAGAAACCCCUGUUCUUCUUGCACUGGAACUGGAAGCAAAGUGUGCUCUGGGUGUAACGGAUCUGGUCAAUGUCCUGAUAACGAGUCCUGCAAUAAAUGUGACAAUAGUGGACGUGAAAAAUGUAGUUCAUGUAGCGGCAGCGGCUUCCACAAGUGUGACACAUGUGAUGGAAAGGGACAGAUACUCACUUUCAUAAAUCUCAAAGUCAAAUGGAGCACUGAGAGGGAUGAUUUCAUUGCGCAAGAUUUGAGUGGUCUGAGACCGGAAAAGCUGGGGAAGGUUUCAGGGAAGGAGCUCUUCAGCAACGCCCAGAUGACGGUCUAUCCAGUGCUGGGUUUCCCUGAUGUUUCUGUUGCACAAGCAUCUGAGCGUUUAAUAAUGGACCAUCAGGUGAAAUAUACCAAGAACUCCCGCAUAUUACAGCAGAGACAGACAAUCGAGCUCAUUACCAUAACAAGGGUGAACUACACUUGGAAAGAGAAGCCCUAUGUUUACUAUGUGUAUGGAAAUGAGUUGAAAGUGAACGCUGAUGACUAUCCUGCCACCUGCUGCUGUUCUGUGAUGUGACAUCCAACAAUCAUCAUCUCAAACCUGAAACAAAAAGAAAACCCAUACAAAAUGUCUAUUAUACACAAGGGCCUGGUUUCCCAGAUGGGGUUUAGAUUAAGCCAGGAUUAGGCCUUAGUUUAAUUAGCACAUUUGAGUAGCUUUUAUAAACAUGUCUUAGAAAAAACAUUACUGGUGUGCAUAUUGAGACAAAACAAUGGCAUUUACAUAUAUUUUAAGAUCAUGUCAGAGCAAAUUGCUUUCAGUUAAAACAGCUCAAACAUGCAUUUUAUAUCCUGGGACUAGAUUUAAAUCAUCUGUAAAACCAUGGGCGGAAGUUCACAACUGUUAAUGGUUAUCUUGCAGAUAUUUUUAAUAUCCCAUCUUACUAGACAUAAUGCUAGUAUUGCCUGCAGCAAAUUUUAUGUAAUGAAAAAAUGAAGAGUUAAUUUGCAAAAACUCAAUUUUUAUUAAUUCUCAUAAGUUUUGUAUUGUGAAUUUCAAGUAAUAUCAAGCAAACUGCAGUUAGGUUGUUUUGAUUAAGUAAUAGGCUAAUAACUCCAAAAAAUACAGGUAACUUACAAAAUUAAAGUCCGUUGAAAGUAUGUUUUUUAUAUAUAUAUAUAUUUUUUCUUAGCAAAAGCAGAUAACUCAACAUUUCAGUUAAACAAAACCCAAGUAAUUGCUUUGUAAUUGCAUUUAAAACACACUCAAACACACGUAUGUAGUACACAAACGCACACACUCACACAGAUCGGCACACACCUUUUUACAGUCUAUGGCGCACACACAGGCAUGCGCAUACACACACACACGCGCGCGCGCGCGCGCGCAAAAGGACAACCAAGGGUUUAGCAUGUAAGACGUGUAUGGUGUACAAGGAUUUGCAGAAGUCGAAAUUAUAAAUCCUCGAUCACAUUUAGUCUGCUUUGACGAAACUUCCCUCAGCUACCGCGUCUUUUUGAAGUGACUAGAAGCCUUGUCACAUGACCUGAAUGCUGCGCGCUGAUUCGCUAAAACGGACUUAUCAACAACAAGGGCGCUUGUUGUAAACGUGAACUCGCGAUGCCUUGACAGUGGAUAAAACAUAAUCUACUAGUGUAUUACUAAUAAUAUAAUUUUUCGCUUUAAAGCUUUUUGCAAUGAGUUAUGUACCUCUCUCCAUGCCUCUCUCUCUCUCAAAAAAAAAAAAAAAAAAAAAAAGUCUAUGUAUCUAUGUAAAAAAAAAAAGAAUAUGUAUUACAUCCUACUUUUAACAUUAUUUUUCUUUACCACAACUCAAAUUCUCAUAUUCAUUACGUUGUUAAUCUUUUUAUGAUACUUGUCAAAUUUUGUAUUCAUUUUUUUUUUUUUUUUUUUUUGGGUAAGAUUCCACUGCUGUCAUUUUUUUUUCCGGUAGACUAAUUCCUGUUUUGUCGUUGAUGGGCAUAAAACAACAAAAAAUAUUUGAAAAGACAGAUAGCUUUCAAUGUUUAACCUUGUAUAUUUAUUUACAAAUAUUUUUCUCUUUUGCCAUUACAGAAAUGAAUUAGUAUAUGUUAUUUUUAAAAUAAUAAAUACAUCACUGAUAAAUACCAAUGAUAACAAUAAACAAAUCUGUCAACCCAAAGAUCAACCAUUUACAUUGUUUUACUCUGACAAAUACGAUAAUAUUCUAUUCAGAUAUAUUAUUUUAUUGACAACUAGAAUAAUUUAGGCUGUAUCUAGCCAGCCUAACUAUGAAGCUAAACUACCCUGGUAUUUAACCUUAUCUGUACAUGGAACAUAGAAUCUGAUUAAUUUGUAAUUAGGUAAAAUGUUCACCAACUUGACCACCAACUUGUCCAGGCUGGAAGACCAGUUUGACUACAUAAUCCAGGUUGGGAGACAAACUAAAACCAGCUGAACCCCAGCUAACCCAGGGUGCUUGGGAGACUAGCUUGACCAGCUAAGCUAGGCUGGGAGACCAGUUUAAACCAUCUGAACACUAGCUAACACAGGCUGGGAGAUCAGAUUGACCAGCUACUUCCAGCUUAAACCAGCUAAGACCAGCCAACCAGCUUAGUCUGGUUUUAGCUGGAUUUUUCAGCAUAAAUCAUAGUGUAUUUUGAAAAACAACCUAGCGCUAAUCGUAUGAAUUACAGGGGAAUUGCCAGCUCGUUGUGAUGAAAUAUUGUCAAAUGUUAUUUUCUUAUUUAUCUAGAAUGGUAAUGUGUCUCUCACUUGGCAUUCUCAGAAAAAGUUGUAAUACGUUGUAUUAAAUUAUUAAAU